AUGCCUCUCCCAGCGUAUACCAAUAAUGGUCCGGUGGACUGCUCAAUUAAGCCCGACGUAACUGAUUUAAAGGGAAGAAGCGUCGUGAUUACUGGAGGGGCAAACGGGUUCGGCGAGGCAUUUACUAGAGCGUUCGCGGCUGCAGGGGCAUUCGUGACAUUCGGCGACAUCGAUGUCAGGAAAGGCGAGAGUCUCGCCGCAGAACUGGGAAGCAACGUCCGAUUCGUCCAGUGUGAUAUAACCUCAUGGGAUGAUCAGCUUGCUUUGUUCAAAAAGGCUGUUACUGAAUCGCCAGCGAAGUCUUGUGAUAUUGUCAUUGCGAAUGCUGGAAUCACAGGCCCCGAUCCACCUCAUCCACUAACGAUCGUCUCAGAUCCAACCACGGAGCCGACAAAACCGGACCUUCGGAUUCUUCAAGUCAACAUGAUUGGAUCCUUCUAUACACUGAAGUUGGGACAACAUUAUCUUCGGUUUGCCCCAGAGUCAGCACAGAGUGACCGGUGUUUUAUCUUCAUGGGCAGCAUUGCCGGCAUACUGGAUCAGCCAGGUUCUUUCCAGUACUCUGCGUCCAAAUUCGGCCUUCGAGGUCUCAUGAGAAGCGCCAGGCGUACGCUCUGGCAAGAAAACAUACGGAUCAAUUACAUAGCGCCAUGGUACACAAAGACGACUAUCUUGAAACCCCAGGUCAUUGCCACACUGAUUUCAAAGGGCGUGGAGUUUGCAGAGAUUGAAGAUUGCACCACUGCUGCACUUCGAAUAACUUGCGACAAAAGCAUUAAUGGACGUUCCUUUGGAAUUAUUCCACGCUCAGUAGUGUCUGAAGGAUAUAUGGAUAUCAAUCUUGAUGACUAUGACGAAGGUACUCUAUGGCAGAAUCUCCAGUCUAUCGCUUUGGCGGCUUCCAUUCGGACGAUGCCGGCGGCUAAGCAAAAUGCUCAUUGA
Cladophialophora bantiana CBS 173.52 is the source of this 942-nucleotide messenger RNA. RefSeq lists its product as uncharacterized. The transcript is spliced from 7 exons. Gene Ontology annotation, molecular function: oxidoreductase activity. NCBI's taxonomy places the organism in Eukaryota, Fungi, Ascomycota, Eurotiomycetes, Chaetothyriales, Herpotrichiellaceae. The record is from RefSeq and is a predicted model, not a curated record. Bases 1 to 942 code for a protein of 313 amino acids.